Molecule: messenger RNA, 1750 nt
Organism: Exophiala oligosperma
Lineage: Eukaryota; Fungi; Ascomycota; Eurotiomycetes; Chaetothyriales; Herpotrichiellaceae
Exons: 2
Coding region: 1-1590 (529 amino acids)
Biological process (GO): transmembrane transport; carbohydrate transport
Cellular component (GO): membrane
Molecular function (GO): carbohydrate:proton symporter activity
Source: RefSeq, a predicted model, not a curated record
AUGGGGAAAGACUACUUCGAGGUGGCCGGUCGCCAGUUCCCGGCGGUGACCUGGUACAAAGAUCCAGCUCUGCGAAAGACCUACAUCAUUCUCAUGUUCGUGGUCUUGACCAGUGCCACAAACGGUUACGAUGGAUCUAUGAUGAACGGUCUUCAGACUCUGACACCAUGGAAAGACCAUUUCGGCAACCCUUCAAAGGGUAGACUCGGUAUAUUGAAUGCCAUCAUGGCUGCUGGUUCCAUCUCGGCCAUCCCAUUCGUGCCCUACGCCGCAGAUAUCCUCGGUCGUCGCAUGGGUAUUCUCGUGGGAUGUAUCCUCAUGCUGGUUGGUGUCAUCCUGCAGUCGAUCGGUUCCAACUACGACAUGUUCUUGGGUGCUCGAUUCUUGAUCGGUUUCGGUGUUGCCAUUGCCCACGGAGCCUCCCCCUUGCUCAUCACCGAGUUGGUCCACCCACAACACCGUGCCGUCUUCACCACCAUCUAUAACACGACCUGGUACGCGGGUUCCAUCGUUGCCGCUUGGCUUACCUACGGCACCGAUCAUAUCAGCAACAACUGGGCAUGGCGUAUUCCCACCAUUGUUCAAGCUGCCCCCAGUUUGAUCCAGAUCGCGUUUAUCUGGUUCGUGCCCGAGUCCCCCCGUUGGUAUAUUGCCCACGGCAAGGAAGAGAAGGGUCUCGCGGUCCUUGGCAACGUCCAUGCCAACGGCAACAUCAACGACGAAAUGGUCCAGGUCGAAUUCGUCGAAAUCCGCGACACCAUCAGACUCGAGAAGGAACUUGAAUCCAAUGGCUGGAUGGAGCUCAUCAAGACCAAGGGUAAUCGACGCCGACUCAUCAUUCUCUUGUCCGCCGGUCUCUUCUCACAAUGGUCCGGCAACGGUCUCGUCUCGUACUACAUCACCAAGGUCUUGGAUCAGAUUGGCUACACCGACACCUUGACCCAGAACUUGAUCAACGGUGUCCUCCAAAUCUUCAACCUCUUCAUCGCCGUCCUCUCCUGCUUCUUCGUCGACAAGAUCGGUCGUCGCAAGCUCUUCCUCUUCUCCACCACCGGUAUGCUCAUCACCUUCAUCUGCUGGACCAUCUGCUCGGCCCGCUUCGCCAUCACCGGCGCCCGAGGUGCCGCCAACGCCGUCGUCGGCUUCAUCUACAUCUACUACUUCUUCUACAACUGGGCUUGGUCCGGUAUGUUGGUUGGCUACACCGUCGAAAUCCUCCCUUACAACAUCCGUGCUAAGGGUAUGACCGUCAUGUUCCUCAUGGUCGACGCCGCCCUCUUCUUCAACCAGUACGUCAACCCAAUCGCCCUGGGAGACAUCGGCUGGAAGUACUACAUUGUCUACUGCGUCUGGCUCGCCGUCGAACUUGUCGUGGUCUACAUCUUCUACGUCGAGACGAGAAACACUCCUCUGGAAGAAAUUGCCAAGCAUUUCGACGGAGAAGAUGCCCUGCUGGCUGGUGGUGCUGCCACCCACAAGGGUCUCGCCAUGGCCACCGAGAUGGGUCUCGAGGGCACCGUCCUCCAAGCCACCGAUGAGAAGAGAGGUGGUGCUGAAGUCGAGCACGUGCCCCACAAAGAUUCCGUGUAAAAAACCCCAAACAAAUCAGCGCUUCUCUCUGCUCUCUGCUUUUUGUGCGGUGGAUAUGUUUGACGAGUACACAGGCUCACAAGAGGAAGAGGAAAGCUCGCAGUCUUAAAGAAGAAGAAUGAAAUGAAGGGAUCAAAUGAUUUAGCCAACAGGUUUGAAG